Messenger RNA from Notechis scutatus (mainland tiger snake), 4149 nucleotides. It is a transcript of the gene SLC39A6, whose product is annotated as solute carrier family 39 member 6. Gene Ontology annotation, molecular function: monoatomic cation:bicarbonate symporter activity; zinc ion transmembrane transporter activity. Gene Ontology annotation, biological process: intracellular monoatomic cation homeostasis; zinc ion import across plasma membrane. Gene Ontology annotation, cellular component: plasma membrane. NCBI's taxonomy places the organism in Eukaryota, Metazoa, Chordata, Lepidosauria, Squamata, Elapidae. The record is from RefSeq and is a predicted model, not a curated record.
UCUUUUAGUUCGUAGAGGCCGGCUUGCCGCUCUCCUUCUCCGGGCGGCGAGUGAGUGAAGGCGGUUCCGGGCGCGGAAUGGACCGUAGUAGUCGGAUCCUACUAUGGCAAAGAAACUUUCUAUAAGUUUUCUUCACUUACUUUUCACAAUCUUGUUUUGUGAUGCUUCCUACCCUAGCUUGGAACCAGCCACAAUUUCACAAACUACAGAGAAACUCACUCCUGAAAAGGCAGCUGGUAUUAAUAUUAGUUUGGCUUUAUGUAGACAGAGACAUCACCUUCAGGAUCUCUUCUCUCGUUAUGGGGAGAACAAUACAUUGAAUAUUGAAGGCUUUAAAAAAUUGCUCCACAGCAUAGGCAUUGAGAAAGUUAAAAGAAUAGAUCACAAUCAUUACCACCAUCAUCAUAAUCAUGCUACACUCAGGACAAACCCUGACAAAACCUAUUGUCCUCAUGAUGAAUCGGGUGAUGCCAGCAAAGAUUUUUGGAAUAACCCAACAAAAGAUGUGCCUAGAACAGAGAAUAUGGAGGACAGCCAGCAAGAAUCCAUGGAUAACAAGAGUACAACCAUUGCUCUAACAACAGCUACCUACACCACAACGACAGAGGGCAACCCUUUGCUACAACACUCAGAAACUGCAGAAUUGUCAGCACGCAUAGGCUUUGGCAACCCCAAUCCCAGCACUGUUCUAGGAAGUAGCAGCGAUUGCUUUAAUACAUCAGAAAUGAUGCUUUUCCAUGGAAUAAGUACUCAAGCGUCUUUGACAGCCACAGAAUUUAGCUAUCUUUGUCCAGCUAUAAUUAACCAGAUUGAUGGUAGAAACUGUAUAAUUCAUGCAACAAGUGAAAAGACUGAAACAGCUCCAAAAACAUAUUCACUGCAAGUUGCUUGGAUUGGUGGCUUUAUAUCCAUUUCCGUUAUCAGUUUUCUUUCAUUACUGGGUGUUAUACUGGUGCCGCUUAUGAAUCGUGUAUUUUUCAAGUUCCUCUUAAGUUUCCUGGUGGCAUUAGCAGUUGGAACUCUAAGCGGGGAUGCUCUUUUGCAUCUCCUUCCACAUUCUCAUGGAAAGCACCAUCAUCAUCAUGAAAAACCUUUGAUGGCACACAGUAACGAUCUCCCUUUAAAGCAUCUAGUUUUCCAAAGUUCAGAAGAAAAUGCUUAUUUGGAUUCUACAUGGAAAGGCCUCACAGCUCUUGGAGGAUUAUAUUUUAUGUUUCUUGUUGAGCACUUGAUCACAUUAAUUAAACAGUUUAAGGAUAAGAAAAAAAAGAAAAAAAAUGAUGAUGAUGAAUCAGAAAUCAAGAAACAGCUGUCUAAAUAUGAUUCUCAACUUUCAGCAAAUGAUGACAAAAUAGAUGCAGAAGAUAGGCCUGAAAAUUAUUUGGGGUCACUUUCUCAAGAACCACCAAAUUUCCUAUCUCAGAAACCCAUGGUACAAGAAGAAGAAGAAGAGGUCAUGAUCGCACCCACCCACCAAGAGACAGCUGAUCAUGAAUAUGCAUCCAGAGGAUGUAGAAACAAAUGCCAUUCACACUUGCAUGACACUCUAGGUCAAUCAGAUCAUCUCAGUCAUCAUCACCAUGACUACCAUCAUAUCUUGCAUCACCAUCACCAUCAAAAUCAUCACCCACAUAGCCACAGCCAGCGGUAUUCAAGCGAGGAAUUGAAAGAUGCUGGUAUAGCUACCUUAGCUUGGAUGGUAAUAAUGGGAGAUGGCCUGCAUAACUUCAGUGAUGGUCUGGCGAUUGGGGCUGCUUUCACUGAAGGUUUAUCCAGUGGCUUAAGUACAUCUGUUGCAGUCUUUUGUCAUGAGUUGCCACACGAAUUGGGAGACUUUGCUGUACUACUCAAAGCUGGUAUGACUGUCAAACAAGCUGUUCUUUAUAACGCUCUCUCAGCUAUGCUGGCAUAUCUUGGAAUGGCUACUGGGAUACUUAUUGGCCAUUAUGCUGACAAUGUUUCCAUGUGGAUUUUUGCCCUUACUGCUGGGCUGUUCAUGUAUGUCGCUCUUGUUGAUAUGGUACCUGAAAUGCUUCACAAUGAUGCUAGCGAUCAUGGAUGCAGCCGCUGGGGAUAUUUCCUGUUACAAAAUGCAGGAAUUCUAUUAGGUUUUGGUAUCAUGUUACUUAUCUCGGUGUUUGAACAUAAAAUUGUGUUCAGCAUAAAUUUAUAGGAUUCAUAUUUAUAGGAUUUAUAGGACUCAGAGCUGCACUUGAGGAGGUGGAAGAAGUUUUGCCAGUUUCUUGUUCCUCCUGAUCCUCCAGGGAGGAUGAGAGAUGUAAAGGUACGGGAUGAUGAACGAAAACUGUGAAAUCACCCCACCCCACCCUUCUUUAUUCAAGGGUAAACCACUGAAGGAUUACAGUUGCUUCCAUGAACUGAAGUUUCUUUGUUUAUUGAAGUGGUACACUGCUUCAGCUGCAUGUUCUGUUUACUUUUCAUACUAUUGAUAUUGUCGUAUAGUUUAAUUGUAGGCACUUUCCCUCCCAUUAAUUAGUCAUAGAGAUUUUAAUAAUAUAGUCUUUCAUAAACUGCAGGGGAUUACCAGUGGCAGAGAGAAAAUUGGCUUAUUAAAUAUUACCUUUUUCCAAGCAUAGUGAAAAAUGAAACUAUAAAUGGUUUGUAACUUGAACUUUCUUUAAACAAAAAUAAUAUUGCUAAUCUGAUUAGAGCAUGCAUUGCUAGAGUUUGUCUUGUAUGUUAAAGUGGUACAAACACAUUGACUAUUGUUGCUUUUAAGAUGUAGAAAAAUCUAAAAUUAUCACCUUUUUUUCUUGGUAGUGAUGGUGGAGAACAUUUAUGUUACUGCAAAUAUGUAUUCCAAUGAAGAGAUCUAAUAUUUUAUUUGCAAUUAAAAUUACAUGAUCCUUGGUCUGACUAAAUGUCCAAAGUAUGUCUUUAUAUUUAUCAAGAUGCCCCCACUCGCCUGUAGCUGUUACUGCAUACCUAUGUACUCUGCAAAGGGGUUGAUGGAUAAGUGGAGGUUUUAGAGGGCUGGAAACACUUCCUGAAUCCCAACUGUGUGUUUGCGGAAUUGAGUGCCCUGCAUGCUGAUUGAUUCUGAUUUCCUACUGGGAGAUGGGAGAAGGCAAGGCACAUCCAAGUGGGAAAAGUUAAAAUUAGCUGGCGUGUAAAAAGUUGUUCAGGGAUGCAACCAUCCCUGAACAACAGCGGCAUAAGUUUCAUUCAGUGCAAUGCCAUGGAAGUCUAUUCCAGCCUUCAUGAAUGAAUUAAGUAGAUGAAAAUCUGGAAUAGGAUAUAUAAUGGAGGAUUUCUGCUAUGAGUUGUGUAUUUGUAUGGUUAUAAUAAUCGAGGUACUGUCUAAAUUUCUGGGUACAUGUGAAUCUUCAGCAGCCAUUUGAUAGAUGAUGCAUAUUUGAAUCAGAACAACUUUUUCACACCAUACAGUAUAUGCUCAAAAUAGAAGAAGUGACAGAACAUUCUUUGCUUUCUAAGGAUCUGCAUUCUUUAAAAAACUGCUAUUAUGAAAAAGUUGGAUAACAUAUGUAACAGAAAACUGCCAGAGCACUAAACUGGCUGAUAAAAGACAUUUGUUAACUCAGCUUCGUGUACAAUUUGAUCGGUCUUUUAAGGACAAAAUGCACAGAUGCAGAUGAACAUGUUACUUUGAUACACAGAAGAAAGUACAGAUAUCUCCUAUGGCAAGUGGAGGUAAAGGAGUUGUAAAGAAUUUUAGGAGUAAUACUCUGAUUGCUUUCUCUACUUUGUUAUUGUCACAAUAACUAUAUGAGCUGUGGCGGCGCAGUGGUUAGAAUGCAGGCUACUUCUACUGACUGCCAGCUGCCAGCAGUUCGAUUCUCACUGGCUCAAGGUUGACUCAUCCUUCCAAAGUCAUUAAAAUGAGGACCAAAUUGUUGGGGGCAAUAUGCUGACUCUGCAAACCGCUUAGAGAGGGCUGUAAAGCACUGUGAAACGGUAUAUAAGUCUAAGUGCUAUUGCUAUAAGCAGAAAGAGAACUAGCCAGAGUCACUUUUUCUUCAACAUUGCUAACCAUUAUAUCACACGUACCAUGUUUUAAGGAUGUCCCUCAAUAACCAUGAUCGUUCAGAAUUGAAUCCUGUGAAUGUCUUAUGUCAAACUUGAAAGUAACAUCUUUUCUUUUUCAGAAUAUUUUAAUAUUGUAUAUGU